Frankliniella occidentalis (western flower thrips) is the source of this 1998-nucleotide messenger RNA. RefSeq lists its product as uncharacterized. Bases 732 to 1610 code for a protein of 292 amino acids. The transcript has 6 exons. The record is from RefSeq and is a predicted model, not a curated record. NCBI's taxonomy places the organism in Eukaryota, Metazoa, Arthropoda, Insecta, Thysanoptera, Thripidae.
AGUUUGUAUUAUUGAGGUAAAAAUAGCUAAGAAACGCAUUGCGCCUUGUUUCAAGAAUACCGUUUUAUAGGUUCAAAAUUGUUGUUUCCUGGUCUAUCGCUUGCUUCUCUCUCCUUAUCGAGAGGAAAAGCUAGCCGAUACCUUUGUCAAGGUACCAUCUGGUUUAAAAUAAAAAGGGUAUAAAAACAGACAAAUUAGCUGACACUUCCCUAAAAAAAGUUUCCGUGUUCGAUAGUCGUGGCACUGUAGUGGUGACGCUGCGGAAGCGAAGGUAGCGGGCCUCCAGCGAGGAGAGGAGGUGCGCCUUGAGCCGGGCCGCAGUCGACGCGAAUAAGCGAAGGGCCGCGGAGUUGAGGAGGAAAUGGCAGCCGCUGCUGCUUGCGGUCUGCGCCACCACCGCCGCCCCGCCACAAGGGCUCGGCGCGCUUUGUAGCCAAUCAUCGCUAGCGCCAUCGUGAGGGUCGGCGUCGCUGGCGGAAGCGGGGGAGUGAGAACGUUUCGCAGAGGCUGCGGCCGCCAAUAGGGCGUCAGUAGUAGUCCUCACGGACCAGACGGUAGUGGGCUUUGGUGCCGAACGUCCGCCGGGAGCCUCGCGAGUGAUAACGAGCUCAGCGGUCGCGUUAUCGGUCCGCGGCCGCGAGUGGGGAGCUCCGCCGCCGCAGCUGGUGCAUCGCCCCCCGGGCCCGCCGGCGCGGCUGUCGACCGCCCCGGACUCGCGAACUGAGGAGAUCAUGGCACUGACGGCGGGGUGGUGGACGCCCUGGGCGAUGGCGUACGCGGCCGUGAGCUGCUACUGGCUGUGGCAGGCCGCCAUGCUGGAGCUGUCCGCCGCCGCGCUGUCCGUCCUGGCGUUGCUGGGCUCCUUCCUCCUCCUCUUCCUGCUGACGGGCGCGGUGUGGCUGGCGACGCAGGGGCUGCGCGCCCACGUGCUGCCCUACUUCAGCGGCCACCACGUCGACCUGGUGGAGCGCUUCGGCUCCUGGGCAGACCUUUCUAGUGCUGCUCUACCGCUGGCAUUCCGGUCAUUCAACAUGUCAGUCAUACUCAUAGCCCUAGCACUUAUGUGCCAGUCGGGUAUCUACGGAAAAGCCAUAAACUCUUUUCUUGGGCCAUUCCUUUCUUACGCCGAACGCUUCUACAUGUGUGAACCCGACAACCGCCAGCUUCCCUGGACGUGGUAUUUGCGUGCCAGUCACUACAACCCACUUAAACCAAACGAGUUGCAACGCCUGACGGGUAAUGUGACGAUUGCAAAUGAACCUCUUGAUGACAGCUGCUGGAUUAAAAUAAUUGUGGAUACCCGGUCAAAUAACCAGUGGAAGGAAAACGCCAUUGUCUGCCAUUUUAAAAAGAAUGCAUAUCGGGCUAUUAAAGAAAAUGUUCCUGGAUUUUACGAGCGUUUUUUCAAGAGGGGAGACGACAAAGAGGCAAGACAUUUUAAACCGAGAGUUUACGAGGUCAAUAAUGAGACAAUUGACUGGAGUUAUCCAAAUGUUCCAAUCGUACCUUAUGGACAGUAUAGGUUCAGAGUCCUGAUUGGAAAAGCUGAAAACCAAUACGCAUGCUGGGUGGUAAAUUCAAGGGUGAUUCCAAAACCCGGCCAGACGUAGUACCGCAAUGUUUAUGGUAACUACUUUAUUGCUGUUCAAGUCCCUCAGAGCUUUUGCGCGGGGUCCAAAAAUAUGAUUGAAACUGGGCAUGGCAAUAUCGUCAAAUAUCGUUUUGUUUGUUAACACUGUACUUGCGCGGCCACAUCUUUCAUGUAUCAUGUAUUAAUGUAUCUUCGAGUAGAAUACACGCUAAAUGUAUUCGUAUGUUUUUGUGCAAACGUUUGUGGGAGGUUCGUCGUACAAAUAAAAUGGUCCAAGUCCAGUUGGUGUGUACGUAGGUGUAGCAAAAAGUCGAAGCUCUGCACCGUCUCUCUCUCUCUUCCCGUCCCCCUCCUCCACUCCGUCACCAGAGUCGAUCACCGAAGUGCCCGCUCUGGUCUCUGGUCAG